Messenger RNA from Salvia miltiorrhiza (redroot sage), 1510 nucleotides. RefSeq lists its product as uncharacterized. The record is from RefSeq and is a predicted model, not a curated record. Bases 549 to 1073 code for a protein of 174 amino acids. The transcript has 3 exons. NCBI's taxonomy places the organism in Eukaryota, Viridiplantae, Streptophyta, Magnoliopsida, Lamiales, Lamiaceae.
AGAGAGCGUGACAUCUCCGUUCCUUCAUUCGUUUUUCUUUUAAAAUCUUUUUUGGUUUUUCCUUAAAUUGAUAAAAGAAGAGAAGUCUUAAUACAGUCGGCAGCACAACUAAACUUGCAGGCCACUCUACCCCGGCACGCCGCCGCUGGUCGAAGGAGGAAGAAGAUCGGUAUAAUUGCUCGCCUGGUGUUGAAGGCGCUCCUGUUUCUUGUGUAGAUCUCCACUCUGUAGUCAAAAUUAUGUUACUUCAUUUCAGAUGACUAUCUGCCUGUGGCCUGUGCUGCUAAUGUCAGAUGUUCUAUCAAGUCCUUUAUGUUUUUGUUAGUAGGAUCCUUUUUAUCUUUAAGGAGAACUGAAACAAAGUGGAAGUGAUUGUAUGGAAGUAGAGUAUUAGAGAAUUUUCGUCAGCAGAAGUUGCUGACAAUUUAUUGAAGUAAAAGUGUGAAUAUUAUAUGCAGAAAGAGGGCUAACGAAGAAGGUGACACGAGAAAGUUGACAUUUUGUGCUUUUCUGACGUGAUUAUGGAGAUAUAGAAAACAGCUGGUGUCAUGGAUGAAUCAUUCACAGUUCAGAUCAGCAGCAACUUAGUGAAAAAACUUCUCGAUGAUGGUGUGGAUGUAAAGAAGAAAACCAGGAAGCCAAGACCGAAAAUUUCCCAAGAACCACAAGCAAAACAGGUUCUUGAUGAUGCAGAGGCACUCAGAGGCCCUUCUUCAACUGCAUGGCCAAUUCAGCCUCCUCUUUACCUGCCACCGCCACCACCUUCUCAUAAAGCUCCAAAUCCAGAGUUAGAGGCCAUCCGUUCUGUCCUUGAGGAGAGCGAGAAAGUCGUGGAGAGGUUGCAUAAGCAGGAGGAGAACAUGUUACAAGAGGUCACUGAAAGAGCAAAGGAUCUUCAUGAUAAAGAGUUCAAGCUUCCACAUCGCAUGCCCAUGCCGUGUCUUGACGAGAAGAAUGCAUGUUUGAAUUGCUACAAGGAACAUAUCAAGGACCCUCUGAAAUGUGCGCAAUUGGUCAAAGAUUUUGCAGAUUGUGCUCGCACAGUUAGGCAGCAAGUCGGUCACGGCAACUAGCUACUCAGCACCAAAUAUUCAGUCACCAUAAAAUAUUUUAUGGUUUCCUUGGAUAUGCUUGAAACACUCGUUCGUGAGUGGCCAAUGCAAGGUUUGGAUGGGUUGGAUACAUUUUGGAAAUUCAUACCAGGAGCCAUGUUUUAGGUUAUGGAUGACUCCUACGUUUCCAUGGUUGUUAUUCUCUCAUGAUUCUUAACUGUGAUUCUAUUAGGAAAUCUUGGAAGAGUGGCUCCUUCAUUGCUGAAAUUGCCACAAAACUUUGAAUAAGUUCAUCACCAAGUUCAGCCUUUCCUACUUACAUUUUGAAAUUUUUGAACUAGUUUUAUUGCCAGAUGAGAGGGCCUUUUAGGCUUGUAUUAAAUAAUGUUGGUUGUUCACUAGUUUUGUUGCGAAUUGACCGCUUUAUUUGAAAAUGUGAAGAGAAAGAUCAUUACUCA